Messenger RNA from Vombatus ursinus (common wombat), 4184 nucleotides. RefSeq names its product zinc finger protein 383-like. Gene Ontology annotation, biological process: regulation of transcription by RNA polymerase II. The transcript is spliced from 7 exons. Bases 147 to 1862 code for a protein of 571 amino acids. Gene Ontology annotation, molecular function: RNA polymerase II cis-regulatory region sequence-specific DNA binding; DNA-binding transcription factor activity, RNA polymerase II-specific. NCBI's taxonomy places the organism in Eukaryota, Metazoa, Chordata, Mammalia, Diprotodontia, Vombatidae. The record is from RefSeq and is a predicted model, not a curated record.
CCCCGUGGGCGGUUGCGUGAGUGCAGCGAGUGUGCUGGGGCACCCGUGUCUGGCGCAGUACCCCCUCUGCACUCCGAGUUGGACGGCUGAACGAAGACUUUCUCCGCUUGAACACCAGCAGAGACGGGGACCUCACUAUCUGUCUGAUGGAUCUAACGUCUGUGAAUCUCGCACCUCCCCAGGAGGGGAGCCCAGAGGAGCGUGGAGUGUCAGCCAAGGUCCUGUUGGCCAGCAUGCAGGAAGCAGUGACCUUCUGGGACGUGGCAGUGGACUUUGACCUGGAGGAGUGGAGCUAUCUCUGUCCUGCUCAGAAGGAACUCUACAGGGAAGUCAUGCUGGAGAACUACAAGAACCUGGUGUCGCUGGGGCUUCUGGAUCCCAAGCCAGACCUGAUCUCCCGGUUGGAACAAGGAGAGCCCCAGUCGUGGGAUGUGCAGGAAAGGCCCUCUAGCAGUGUCUGCGCCCAAGCAGGAGGGCACCCCAGCAGGGAGUCGGGAGCCAGAGGGAGCCGCCCAGCUGCCUCGGAAGGAUGGGGUGGGGCAGCCUGGAAUAUUAAACUUGAGAAUGAGGAGUCAUGUCAAAAGAAAGAAGAAGGAGGAUCACCUGAGACCUUAGUGAAGAGACUCAGGGGGAGUGUUCCCAAGGCCCACCUCCUAGGGGAGCUUCCUGUCCAAGCGAUCAGUGUGUGGGAGCACAUGGCAAGCCUUGCAGGGGACCCUUCAGGGAAAUUCAUGUUACAGGAAAGAGGUUUGGGGCCAUUGUCUUUUCUCUCCAGGAAAAUCCGUAAUCAGCAAGGAGUCCAUGCCUGUCCUGAUCUUGAGAAAAGCUUUAGCCACAGUAUCUGCUGGCCCACAAGAGCGUGGAGUUACAAUGUAUAUGAGAAUCUCUCUCAUUACCACACAGCCGUCAUUCAACACCAGAGACUAAAUAGGGGAGAGAAACCUUAUGAUUUUGAGCAGCAAUGUGAAAAGGCCUCAAAUCUCACUCAACACCAGAGGAUUCACACUGGAGAGAAACUUUAUGAGUGUAAGGAAUGUGGGAAGAGUUUCAAACGAAGUUCACACCUUAUUCAGCAUCAGAGAAUUCAUAGUGGAGAGAAGUCUUAUAAAUGUAAUGAAUGUGGAACAGCCUUUAGCCAGAACUCACAUCUUGUUCGACAUCAAAGAAUUCACACUGGAGAGAAACCUUAUCAUUGUAAAGAAUGUGGGAAGGCCUUCGGCAGGAGUUCACAUCUAAUCCAACACCAGAGAAUUCACACCGGAGAGAAACCUUAUGAAUGUAAGGAAUGUGGAAAAGCUUUUAGCCGGAGCUCAGCCCUUACUCAACAUCAGAGACUUCACAGUGGUGAGAAACCUUACAAAUGCAAAGACUGUGGGAAGGCUUUCAGCUGGAGCUCAGCCCUUACUAAUCAUCAAAGAAUUCACACUGGAGAAAAACCUUACAAAUGUAAGGAAUGUGGGAAGGCAUUCAGCUUUAGUUCACUCCUUACUAAACAUCAUAGAAUUCAUACUGGAGAAAAACCCUAUGAAUGUAAGGAAUGUGGGAAGGCCUUCAGCCAGAGCUCAGCCCUUAUUAAACAUGAAAGGAUUCACAGUGGAGAGAAACCCUAUGAAUGUAAGGAAUGUGGUACAUCUUUUAGUUGGAGCUCAGCCCUUAUUCAACAUUAUAGAAUUCAUACUGGUGAGAAACCUUAUGUAUGCAAGCAGUGUGGGAAGGCCUUCAGCCAAAGUUCAGCCCUUAUUAAACAUAAAAGAAUUCAUAGUAGAGAGAAACCCUAUGAAUAUAAAAAAUGUGGGACAACUUUCCAUUGGAGCUCAGCUCUUUUUCAACACCAGCAAAUCCACACUGAAGAGAAAUCUUAAAAAAUGAAAGAUGAAAACCUUCAGCCACAACUCGUCCCUUAUUUAGGAAAGAAUUUUUAGAGGAGAAAUACCCCUAUGUAAGUGAGAAGUAUAUAAAGCCCUUCAUAUAAAGUUCAAACUUUAGUCUAUAUCAGAGAAUUCAUACUGAAGGAGAACUGAAUUCCAUGAAUGUUGAAAGGCCUUUAGUCAGGGGCAGACUCUCACUCCAUCAGAUCAUUCAUCCAUGAGGGAGAUGUAAUGAAUAGCCUUCAGUGUGAUUGGUGAGGUUUAAUUGCACGUCCACCAGUUCAUCCUGGGCAAUCACCCUAAGAGAGCAGAAAAUUUGGGAAAGCCUUCAGACAAAAAUCUAGCUGACUUUACCACUCAUGAAGUCAUCCUGGAGGCAAUUGCUACAAAUGUAAGAAAUGUGGGAAAGAAUAAAGUGACUCUAUCUAUCCCUAACUCCACAUCGUCACCCCAAAACAGCAAGAAAUUUAGCAAAAAAUUUUUAAAUGCAGUAAAGAAAAGUGAGGAAAGAAAUCAUUACCAAGAAAACUUUGCCGAAAAGUGAGCAGAGAGGCCGAACUAAUGAGUGAAUAGAAAGAAAUACUCUACCACGAGAGAAAAGAAAGCAGUGAAAAAUGCCCAGAAGAAAGGAACAAUACUGCUCUAGCAAUAUCUAGCCUUGAGAAAUGAGACUAGAACAACCAGAGUGGGUGAGAAUCUUAUUAAAGUAAAAGAUGUGAGGAGAAAAUUUGGAACUCAAAAAAGAAUUUCAAAAGAUAAACAAAACUGACUAUGUAGAAUAAAAGGUAGAAAGUGUUAACAAAGAAACAGAUACCAUGAAAAGAGAACAGCAGGAACAGAUCACAAAAAUGCUAAGAUGUAGCAAGAAAUAUUGGAACAAAGGUAAAAGAGCAAAAUCAGAAGAACAGUUGAGAACUCCAUAGAAUACGGCAAAUGAGCUUAGAGACGAAGCUUGGAGAGCCAGUCUGGAAACCAUUUGCCCCUCACCCCCAGAAACAAAGACCCUGAGUACCGUAUUUCUUGAAAUCAUACAAAACAAUUGCCUGGAAAUGUUGGAAUUAAGAGUCCACAGGAAUUUGUCAAAGAAGAACCUUCCCCCAUUCCUGCCACCAUUUUAACUCAUCAGGAAAUGUAGUCAAGGACACCUAGCGCUUCAGAGCCGAAGAAAGAGACUUGCACACUGCAGGAGGAGUUGGUUCACUUAUCAAGGAGCCCCGUGUCUGGUUCCUUGAAGACUACUCAUUGAUGAUGGAAGAAAAGAUUGGCUGUCUCUGAGUCUUGCCCUUUACCAGAGAAGGAUGGGAUGGCAGCUUGGGUCCUACUGGCCAGAGCCCAGCCCGGGAUUUUAGACUUCAGAACCUGGAGCCACCUUGAAAUCCAGGAGGAGCAGGCUCUCCAGGGACCCAGGUGGGGAGACUCCAACAGGACGUGUCCGAAGAUCGGGUCAUGGAAGGAAAUUGAGACUUUCCAGCAGAGAUUCUGGGAAAUCCCUUUCCCAGCAAAGUGGUUUCAGGAGGAUGAUUGUCUUUGGAAACGCAACCUCAUUUGGGAAGGGAGUCCAUAAAUGUCUCCUUUUGGGAGACCUUAGGAGCCUUGAGAUCAUGGAAUUAUAAUGGACAUGGGAAUAUUUCCUGUUGCCACACCGUCCUUGGUGACCCCUGCAGAGAGGGGAGGGAAAUUGUGAGUGAAGCGAGAACUUCCAUUUUGAAUAAGGGAACUAAUUAAUGCCGGGCAGAAACUUGAUCAAUGUAAGGACUGUGGAUGGACCUUUAGGAGAUGUUCACAUCAGAAAACUUCUAGUGGAGAGAAGUCUCGGAGAUGGGAGGAAUCCACACGGGGAAGCUUCAGCCUGAAUUCAUACCUCCCUCCACAGCAGAGAACCCCUAGGAGAGAGAGGCCUUGUACACAAAUGGAACAUGGGAGCAAUCCUCACUCAACAUCAGGGACUUCACCCUGGCAAGAAACACGAAUGUGGGGAUUGUGGAAGGGCCUUCAGCCCCAGCAGGGCCUUUACAGAACAUCAGAAUAUUCACACUGCUGAGAACCUCGGUGGGUGUCCAGGGCCUUCAGCUUCAGCUGACGCAUUACUAACAUAAUUUAUGUGAGAGAGUGUUUGAAUGUGAGUGCUAUGGGGCCACAUUCUGUUGGUGCUCAUCCUUUACAUCCAAUCACGCACAAGAGAAUCAUGAGUAUAAUGAAUGUAGUCUUCAGCUAAAGAUCAGCCCUUAUUAAAUGCAAAAGAAUUCACAUUGAAGAGAAACCAUAUGUCUUUGUUCAUUACAUAGGCUGGCUAGGUGGCACAGUGUGCUGGGUUUG